AUGAGGAGGACGAGGAGGAGGAAGGAGAACGACCUCUUCGCCUGCUCGCCCGGAACCGAUCUCCCAGUUUCCCCCUCCGCUCCCCCUUCCGCAUCUUCUGAUUCCCCCGCAACCCCCACCUCUCCCUCUUCUGCGCCUUCUCCUCCCCCGUUUGCGCCCGUCCGUCCUCCCAUCCCCGCCGACACGCCUCUGCUGUCCGUGCCUCUGCGCGCCACGCUGUGGGUGCCUCUGCACGCCACGUCAGCAGGAGGGGGAAGGGGGAGCAGCGGCAGUCCGGUGCAGCGACUGGCGAUUGCACUGGUGCAGGCGAGCACCUUCAGUCGCCCCCACCAGCAGCGGACGUGCGAGCAUACGCAGCAGAGAUGGCAGCAAUGGAAGCAGCACAACUCCCCUACCCUCCUCCACCCCUUUCCACACCCGUCUCGCUUCUUCUACUAUCCUCCCGAUAUGCGUGUGCAUCCAACACAGACUCUGGUUGAUUGGAGCGAAGAAGAGUUAGAGCACCUGCAGUCGCCGCCAGCAGCAGCGGAGGUGCGAGCAUACGCGGCAGAGAUGGCAGCAAUGGAAGCAGCGGUGGCUGCUGCCGUGCCAGGGGCGGGGAGGGAGAGAGCGCGGUGGGCUCUGCGCGUUGUCACCUCGCGGUCCUUCUCCAUCUCCAAUGCCGCUGACCCUGCUGGUGCUGCUGGCGCUGCUAGUGCUACCAAUGCUGCUGGUGCUGCCGGUGCUGCCGGUGCUGCUGGCGCUGCUAGUGCUGCCGGUGCUGCCGGUGCUGCCGGUGCUGCCGGUGCUGCCGGUGCUGCCGGUGCUGCUGGUACUGCCGUCCCAGCUCAUCCUGCCGAACCUGCCAAGGCGGCUGGUGCUGCGGAGUUGAGAGGAGCCACUGCGGAUACACCAUUCAGGGAUGGUGGUGGUGGUGGAUUGGCGGAGCAGCUGCCAUCUGCGUUUCAGCCCCUCGCCUCUCCGCGCCUGCAGCACAAGCGGCACCUGCUCUCACAGAUGGCCUCAGAGGACGCCCCUCUCCUCGCCUACACCGGCGGCAUAGCAACAAGGCUGAUGGAGUGUCUUCUAGUCCUGCAUGCAUCAUCAGCUGACGAGCUUGCUCAUCUCGACCACCAUUGGACCGCCUCUCGCUCCCUCGCUGCUGCCAACGCCUCCCCACGUACACGCUCCGUGGCCGCCAAGCAGCUGGUGGAUCGCUGCAGAGAGCUCCUGAACGACUACCCAACCACGCUGCAAGCCGAUGAAGUGCAGCAGGAGCAGCUCAAGGGGGCCGAAGCAUUUGAUGAGCGGAAUGAAGGGAUUGAGAGGAGUGAGCAUGAGCAGGAGGGGAGAGCGCGGCGGCGCUUGCAUAUGGCAGUGGAGUAUCGAGUGGAGGAGAAACGGAUCCUUGCGGAUGCGAUUGCUCGUUAUGGCCGGAUGGUGGUGGUGUGA
This is a messenger RNA of Closterium sp. Yama58-4, 1431 nucleotides long. The record is from the annotation of a GenBank genome assembly. NCBI's taxonomy places the organism in Eukaryota, Viridiplantae, Streptophyta, Zygnematophyceae, Desmidiales, Closteriaceae.